This is a messenger RNA of Trematomus bernacchii (emerald rockcod), 585 nucleotides long. RefSeq names its product fucolectin-like. The transcript has 4 exons. The record is from RefSeq and is a predicted model, not a curated record. Bases 37 to 570 code for a protein of 177 amino acids. Lineage: Eukaryota; Metazoa; Chordata; Actinopteri; Perciformes; Nototheniidae.
GAAGUAUUCGGCUCCUUUACUUAGGUCUCAUCCAGAAUGAUGAAACUCAGUGUUUUCCUUCUCAUGCUCCUCAUGGAGACGUGCUCUGCCUCCACUUAUCAAAACGUGGCGUUGCGUGGAAAAGCGACCCAAUCAAACCGUUUUGAGCACGCUUUUGGAUCUGCCAUCAGCGCUAUUGAUGGAAACCGUGACAAUAAGUUCCAUUCUGGAUCGUGCAGCCACACUGAUGCAGAAAGCAACCCCUGGUGGAGAGUGGACCUGCUGGAGCCCUACAUCGUCACCUCCGUCAUCAUCUCCAACAGAGGAGACUGCUGUUCAGACAGGCUUCAGGGGGCACAGGUCCACAUCGGCAACUCUUUAGUCAACAAUGGUGCAUCAAACGGAGUGGUUGGUACAAUUUCUAGAGUAGAGGCAUUGACCACUAUGACUUUCACUAAUCGUGUGGAGGGACGCUAUGUGUCUGUGCGUAUACCGGGUAAUGGAAAGAUCCUUACCCUCUGUGAGGUGGAAGUCUACGGGUACCAUGUCCGAACUGGUGAGGGUUUGGGAUCUUACAUAAAUAAUGUGUGAUUUCCAUCUAAACAA